Tribolium castaneum (red flour beetle) is the source of this 1061-nucleotide messenger RNA. RefSeq lists its product as uncharacterized. Lineage: Eukaryota; Metazoa; Arthropoda; Insecta; Coleoptera; Tenebrionidae. The transcript has 6 exons. The record is from RefSeq and is a predicted model, not a curated record. Gene Ontology annotation, cellular component: nucleus. Gene Ontology annotation, molecular function: ubiquitin protein ligase activity. The coding region runs from base 79 to 960 and encodes 293 amino acids.
AUGGCGUCCAAAAUUUGAUGUUUGACAGUUGCAAAGUAGAGGUUAUGUUUUCUUGUUUUUGGAAAAAGUAGUGUAAUUAUGACACGACACGCAAGAAAUUGCACUGCAGGGGCUGUGUACACCUACCACGAAAAAAAGAAAGACGCCCAGGCUUCAGGUUAUGGUACAAAUGCCCAAAGGUUGGGUAAAGAUUCAAUCAAAGACUUUGAUUGUUGCUGCUUGUCUUUGCAACCUUGUCGAAAUCCAGUCAUAACAAAAGACGGCUAUUUGUUCGAUAAGGAAGUAAUCCUUGAAUACAUCAUUGCCAAGAAGAAUGAAAACAGCAGGAAGUUGAAAGAGUAUGAACGGCUUAAAAAGAAGGAGGAUGAGGAGAAUUUGGACAAGGCGACGGCUGAGACUAAUCAGAAAGUGGAGCAGUUUCUCAAGGGCGAAAAUAGCAUUAUUAGCAAACCAAAAAGCUACUUUAAAAGCGACAAUGAACCCAGUACUUCGUCAAUAUCGAACAUGGCAGUUGGCCGUGAUAAAGAAUUGCCGAGUUUUUGGGUUCCGUCUAAAACACCAACUGCCGAAAAAAUCAAAUUACAAAAACCUGACAAUGUGGUAUUGUGCCCCAUUUCGGGGAAACCCCUCAAAGUAAAAGACUUAAUUGACGUCAAAUUCACUCCAAUCAAGGAUUCAGGCGACAAAAAAUCCUUAAUUGCGAAAGAAUGUCGUUACAUGUGUGCUGUAACACACGAUGUUUUAAGUAACUCAGUUCCCUGUGCUGUUCUCAAACCAACGGGUGACGUUGUUACGCUAGAAUGUGUGGAGAAAAUUAUAAAAAAAGAUUGGAUACAUCCGCUCACUAGCAAAAAAUUGACAGAAAAAGACAUCAUUGUAAUGCAGAGGGGGGGUACAGGCUAUGCCCAAACUAAUGUGGAACUGGAAGCCAAGCAAGAACGCCCAGCUCUUCAAGCCUGAAUUAUUUAAAAAAAAUUGAGGCAUUUACAAAGAAAAGAAUUGUGUUUUAUAUUUUAUUUCAUGUAUUUGUGGAACAAUUUUAUGAAGAAUCCUCUUGUACA